AUGGUGACAGGAGUGGAACUCCUGGAGGAGGGGGCUGCCAUGUGUUCAAAUUCUCUUGAUGCUGAUGUGCUGAAGAAGCUGCUCAAGUGGAAGACAGGGAUGGCAGCRACCGUGCACUGCAUGACCGAGGCGGAGCUGGUGGACGUGGCGCUGGGAGUGCUGGCCGAGAAGCUGCAACGCGAGGAAGCGCAGGCAAAGACCUGGUCUGCAAGCGAGGAGGAGMAGGAGCACCCGCCAGUGCCGAGCAGCCCCGCCAGCAGCCCAGCCAGCACGGAGGAGGGCAGCGGGYGCCAUCCACCUCAGCCGUCCUCUCCGGACCCCGGUGCAGAGACGGUGGACUCGGAGGACGAUGCUCUGAAAUACGUCAGGGAGAUCUUCUUCAGCUGAGGCCUCUCUUCCUCRUGUCCGCAGGUGGCAUGGACAGCGAGGGUGAGGCCUUGGGGUGGCCACACUUUGGCCAUGGCUGGUGGUCUCUCACCACAGUGCAGGGAGAAGGCUGGCACUGGCCAGGGCCAGAGAGAGCUCCCUCCUGGCAGCAUGUGCUGGGACCAGUUGGGUUUUGCCC
This is a messenger RNA of Nothoprocta perdicaria, 565 nucleotides long. It is a transcript of the gene CYREN, whose product is annotated as cell cycle regulator of NHEJ. NCBI's taxonomy places the organism in Eukaryota, Metazoa, Chordata, Aves, Tinamiformes, Tinamidae. Gene Ontology annotation, cellular component: cytoplasm; nucleus. The transcript is spliced from 4 exons. The coding region runs from base 1 to 387 and encodes 128 amino acids. The record is from RefSeq and is a predicted model, not a curated record. Gene Ontology annotation, biological process: double-strand break repair via nonhomologous end joining; negative regulation of double-strand break repair via nonhomologous end joining.